AUGUCUGUCGAUGUCGUUGAGGAGACUGCCGUCGAACAGAAUGUCGAGAGUUUGGCAGUGGAGGAGGUGGCAGCGGAAGAGGGUGUUGAGAUGGCUGCUGAAGGCGGCGUUGAAGGAGGUGGCUGUAGGUACAGUUUAGAGGAAGAGCAGGUAUACGAAUUUGUGCUGGAUCCGGAGCUUUGCGAGGAGAUAGGUCCUGACCUUCUGGCCGAAUUUGUGUCCAAACUGACACCUGAGCUGUUCUCGCGGCUAGCGGCGGGCGAGACUGAUGCCGACAGUGGGGAGGGGGCAGAUAUGAGAGCUCUAGAAAUCUGUGUUGAGAAGGCAGAAGAAGAGAAAGAUGUAUUACCGAGUCUAGUUGAAGUUCAGGAGGUGGAAGAAGAGAAUGCCGUGGAGGUACCUCUGGAGGGGGAUGAAAAUUUCGUGGAUGUGGAUGUCCCCAUCGAGGAAGAACAUGCCGAAGUCGUUAUAGACGAUCGGGAGCCGGAGGUUGCGGAUAUUGAGCUCGACUUGGAUCCCCUGGUCGUACCAGUGGUGGGCGAGGUAAUCAUGGAUAGCCUGGGUCCAGACUUGGUCCCGCCGCCCGCCGAGACGACAAUUGUAAUAGAAUCCACCGCUGACGAUGACGACGAGAAUGUCACCACUGUGGCAUUGGCCAAAUCCGGCGGGAUUCUGGUCAGCACCGCGGUUACAGCCACGACGGCCGCUGCUGCAGCUGCAGGAGGUGUCGUCAGCGCUGCGCCAACGUUCGCGCUCACCAAGGUUCCAGUUACGGCAGUGGCCACUCUGAGUACCGCUGCUCUACGGCCGCAGCGGCCACAGCCACCAGUUGUCACAGCCACCACCACCAUGACAGUUCAAGAGAUGGUUGCUGUGGCAACGGGUCAAGUUCGUGGGCUACCGGUGAGCAGCGCCGUCACCACUGCGGGUGGCAGUACCCCCGCUGUGGUCUCAGUCACCAACCUCACCUCUGCCCAGCUGCAGCCCGCUCCGCAGAGGAUCUCGGCCGUAGCAGCCGUGAGCCAAGUGACUGCAGCUCAAGGGGUGGCCAACGUGCAAGGGGGCCGCAGUCUCACUGCUUCUCAGCUGCAGGCAAUGCGUCAAGGCAACUUUCUGCGCCAACAACAGCAGCAACAGCAGAGGAUGCAGGAGCAGCAGCUCAAGCAACAGCAGCUGAAGCGCCUCCAACAGCAGCAGCAGCUGGCCGCGGCUGGUGGCACCACCCAGGCCACCGUGGCGGUGCCCGUCAGCCUCGCAGCGGGUACGGCCAAAGUAGCCGUGUCGGCCGCGGUUCAGCAGGCGCGCCCCCUGUCGCAGCAACAGCAGCAGCAACAGGCCUCCACAGCGCAGCAACAGCAAGCUCAGCAACAACAGCAGGCGGUUGCAGCGGCAGUGGCAGCCGUGAAGGCGGCCACGCCUCUGGGGACCGCGAAGCAGCAGACGGCCAUAACGCGCAACCUCACCGAGGCCGAGAUGGCUCAGCUGCUCAAACGUCGAGAGCUCCAGCAGAAGCAGAUGGCAGCUGCCCACCUCCUGGCACAGGCGCAGCUUCAACAGCAGCAGCAGCAGCAAGCGCAGCAGCAGCAGCAGGCAGGCCAACAGACGCAGCAGGUGGUAGCCGUCUCCCAGCAACAGCAGUCCCUGGCCGGUGCAGUACAGACGCCCGUCGCCACACUGGUCAAGACAGUGUCGGCACCAUCAGCGCUCGGGCCCAGCCAGACUGCCGUCACCAUUCCCGUCUCAGCAGUCACCAUGGCGGGCGUCAACAUCAACGUUAGCCUCGCGCAGCAGGGAAAAGUGAACACCUCGAAACCGACCACCACAGCCUCUGUGACACCGCAGCAGAUGCAGCUGCGGCAGUUACAGAUUCAGCAGCAGCUGCUGCAACAGCAGCAACAGCGAAAAGUUACACUCCAGACGCAGCAGAAGGUGGCCGGCCUCUCCCAGGCUCAGCUGCCGACGGGCAAAGCACCGACAGUGGCCACCCAGUUGGGCACAGUGCAGAUAGUUCAGCAGGGGUCGGGACAAGGGGCCAAGGCCACAACCCUGCCGUCAGCCACGGCCAUCACUGUACAGCAGAUCAUCAAGCAGGUGCUGCCUGUAAACCAGAACUUUCUGGUGUCGAGUGCGGUGCAGUCAGCGGCGGGUGGUAGCUCCAGCGGCGCGACCACAGUCAGCCCGGCGACUCAGGUGCAGCUGCACGCCAUGCUGCACAAGCCAGCCGUGAGCACGGUAGCCCUGGCUGCACCGACAGCGGCCUCUUCGGGGGCCACUGCAGCCACCCUGGUGCCCACCCGCAUCAUGGCGCUGCAGCAGCCACCCGGACAGCCCACCGCAGUGGCCCUCAAGCAGGGCCUGCAGGUGAUCGCAGCCUCGGCAGGAACGGCGCAAACCUCGUCCUACACCGUCGAAGGCUCUGCAGCCGCUCCCCUUGUUGCCAGCAUCGUAGCCGACGCGGCUGCCCUGAAGCCCGUGGAAGGUGGCACCCUGCCCAAAGCCAUUGCCGUGGCAGUCACCACAGCCACCGCAGGUACGGACAACUCUGUAGUGCCACCCAACGUGACGGCGCCGUCUUCGACGGAGACCAUCACCCGGGCCGUCAGCGUCGACGUGAGCGCUGCCACCGUGCAGGCGGUUCAGGCGGCCAUCGAAGCGGCUCGUCAACAGGGCUCACUGCCGUACACCAUGCGCCUGAGGAACAACCCGCCCAAGCCCGCAUAGUGGACUCCUCCUCUCGUGCACUUCCUCGUGUAGGCGUCUGUUCCGGCCAGUGCGCGUAAAUGUGUUCUUCUCACUCGCUCGAUGUGUGUGUACGUGUCCGCUUGUCGUGAUAGUGAAUAAGCAGGAACAGAACUGUGUACACCACGUGUUUGUUUCAAUUGCGCGUCAAACGAGUGCUGGAAGGUGGCGAACGUUUGUUUUCUCCCUGUUCCGUCGGCCGAGUCACCGUUAUAAAAAAAAAGGAAAAAAUGCGGACUGCUUUUUAAAUUGUUUUGUCUCUCGAAGGCGACCCUUUGCCUUAGAUGUUGGUGCGUUUUUCCUGUGCUUUUCCCCGACCCUGGUGGCUGGAGACAAAUGUUUAGGAUGCAUCUUUAGGAGCUUCAUUCCACUAAAAGAAAAUGGCGUACAGGGGACUGUUUUAGAAAAAAAAAACACAUUGUGAGUUCAAUGCAAGUUUCACGGUCCGGGCACAUGGAGUGCAACACUGUAUCGAGAGUUUUGAGUGAUGAAAUUCUGUGCCUUUACACUUGCAUAUUGUUGACCUUUCUUGACGUUUUGUUUAGUUUCUUUCUCUCUCUUUUUACAUUUGUUUCUUGCUCUCUUUUUGUUUUGUAAGUGCAAGUGUUUGGGCACAGUCAGCUCUGCGUCUCCUCGUGUGCAAGACCGCAGGGCUGCUCGUUGUACAGCUGACACUCAUCUUGUACAUAAAGCCUCAUUUCGAACACCCUGGUAUUCGUGUAUGUGUCUCACUCACAAGUGUCACCUUGCUGUACAGAGUGCACCAAGUGGAAGAACGAGUUCACAUUACGCCACUUCGUCUUACGUGAUCUUUGUAAUUUAUGCGAAAAAAAAGGGAAUAUAAAUAAAUGAAAGUGCUUUUGUUA
Messenger RNA from Rhipicephalus sanguineus (brown dog tick), 3605 nucleotides. Its product is annotated as polyhomeotic-proximal chromatin protein. The record is from RefSeq and is a predicted model, not a curated record. NCBI's taxonomy places the organism in Eukaryota, Metazoa, Arthropoda, Arachnida, Ixodida, Ixodidae. Bases 1 to 2721 code for a protein of 906 amino acids. The transcript is spliced from 11 exons.